Messenger RNA from Cydia amplana, 5753 nucleotides. It is a transcript of the gene Egfr, whose product is annotated as epidermal growth factor receptor. The record is from RefSeq and is a predicted model, not a curated record. Lineage: Eukaryota; Metazoa; Arthropoda; Insecta; Lepidoptera; Tortricidae. Gene Ontology annotation, biological process: multicellular organism development; negative regulation of apoptotic process; neurogenesis. The transcript has 6 exons. Gene Ontology annotation, molecular function: transmembrane receptor protein tyrosine kinase activity; ATP binding. Gene Ontology annotation, cellular component: signaling receptor complex; basal plasma membrane; plasma membrane. Bases 89 to 4378 code for a protein of 1429 amino acids.
AAAGCUACGCCACCGUGCGGGGCGCGCGUGUACCGCGAUGACUGUGCCUGUAUAGCAUGCCUGUGUGCUUGUGCCUGUGACUGUGACAAUGACUGUGUGUGCGUUUACCGUGCUGCUGGGGACGCUGCUUCUCUCCGGUUGCACCGCUGAAUUCCAGGAGAGAGUAUGCAUCGGUACCAACGGCCGGAUGUCGGUGCCUUCGAAUCGCGAAACGCACUACCGGAAUCUUCGAGACCGCUUCACCAAUUGUACAUACGUAGACGGAAACCUCGAGUUGACAUGGCUCCAGAACGAUACAAUGGACUUGUCCUUCCUGCAGUAUAUCAGGGAGGUGACCGGCUAUGUGCUCAUUUCCCACGUGAGUGUGACGAGGAUCAUAUUGCCUCAGCUCCAAAUCAUUCGUGGGCGGACCCUGUUCAAGUUAAAUGUGAGAGACGAAGAGUUCGCGCUCAUGGUCACCAUGUCCAACGCCUUUACAUUGGAAUUGCCGGCCCUUCGUGACAUACUGCGUGGCAGCGUUGGCAUCUAUAAUAACUUUAACCUAUGUCACGUAAAAACUAUAAACUGGGAGGAGAUAAUUACAGGUCCUAACGCCACAUACGUAUACGCAUACGAUUUCUCAGUGCCGGAGCGAGCUUGUCCCCGUUGCGAUGAGAGUUGCGCGCAGGGCUGCUGGGGAGAAGGGCCGAAGAAUUGCCAAAAGUUUUCUAAAACUAUAUGCAGCCCUCAGUGCGCACAAGGGCGCUGCUUCGGACCGAACCCGCGGGACUGCUGCAACACUUUCUGUGCCGGCGGCUGCACCGGCCCGCUGCCCACUCAGUGCCUUGCCUGCCGCAACUUUUACAAUGAAGGCACAUGCUCGCAGGAAUGUCCGAGAAUGGAGAAAUACAACUCCACUACCUAUUCUUGGGAGCCUAACCCAAAUGGAAAAUAUGCGUAUGGAGCUACAUGUGUUCGCAGCUGCCCUGAACACCUCCUUAAAGACACGGGAGCCUGCGUAAGAAGUUGUCCACCGGAUAAAACGGCGGUUAACGGAGAAUGUAUAUCCUGCAACGUGACGUGCCCUAAGACUUGCCGAGCAGAGAAGCCUAUUCACUCGGGAAACAUCAACAGUUUCAAAGAUUGCACUAUCAUAGAUGGCUCGAUAGAAAUAUUGGAAAUGACUUUCACAGGGUUCUCGCAAGUUAAUCCAGACUACUCUUUUGGUGCACGGUACCCGAAGAUGAACCCUGACCAAUUAGAGGUAUUUAGCACAGUGCGUGAGGUGACGGGGUAUCUGAACGUGCAAGCGCACCAUCCGAAUUUCACGAGUCUUGCUUACUUCCGGAAUCUAGAAGUCAUCGGAGGCCGGCAAGUGGUCGAGAAUCUUUUCGCUUCUCUGUAUAUUGUAAAGACGUCGCUGAAGUCCCUAGGCUUGAAGUCUCUGAAGAGAGUGAAUUCAGGUGCCAUAGCGAUAAUGGAAAACAAGGACCUCUGUUUUGUAGACCAUAUCGCAUGGAACAAACUGGUUAAAUCGAAGGAUCACAAGCAAAUAAUUCAGCAUAACGGGGAUUUAGCUACAUGUGAGAAAAAUCACUUGGUUUGCCAUCCGCAAUGUUCAGCCGACGGUUGCUGGGGGCCGGGCCCCGCCCAGUGCCUCUCCUGUCAGAACUACAAGUACGAAGAGACUUGUCUACAAAACUGCACUGUUCUGCCGGGGCUCUACAAGUCAGGAGAGAAAACGUGCAAGAAGUGCCACCACGAGUGCCUUGAUGGGUGCACCGGGCCCACGUUGGCCGACUGCACGAGUUGCCGGCACGUGCGCGACGGGCCCUACUGCGUCGCCAAGUGCCCAGAGUCGCGCUACGUCUCCGAAAACGGCACAUGCCUGCCCUGUCAUGCCAACUGCAUCAACGGCUGCACCGGCCCCGAGAAUACCGUCGGAGAAAACGGCUGCAACUCUUGCAAAAAGGCCAUCAUAACCGUCGAAGCUACAGUCGAACAAUGCCUCAGAGAGUACGAACCGUGCCCCGAUGGGUACUACAACGAAUGGGUCGGGGACGUCAAACCGUUAGAAGGGAAAGUCACUAUCGUCUGUCGAAAGUGCCAUCCUCUUUGCAUCAAGUGCACCGGAUUUGGCAUACACCAGCAAGUCUGUCAAGUCUGCAACGGUUUCAAACGUGGCGAUCAGUGUGAGGACGAAUGCCCUACCGAUCAUUUUACGGACACUGACAGCAGAACAUGCACGCCAUGCCACCACGAGUGCCGUGGGUGCACCGGCCCCGAUUCCACAGACUGCAUCAAAUGCCAGUCUCUUAAGGUUUUCUUAAGCGAAUCGAAUUCAAUCGACAACAAGCAAGCUUUCAAUUGCACUAGCACUUGCCCCCCGGACAUGCCCAAUAAAAUAUUAUUCGACGAGCAGCUACAGAAUACGAUUGACGAUCCAUAUUGUUCGGCGACCAGCAGCGUCAAAGCGCCUGUAACUGCAAGGACCCCAACGGUACUCAUAAUUGUCUUUAUAUUUGCGUUUGUGUUGCUGUUGAUUCUCGGCAUUAUCGGGUACACUUGCAGGCAAAAUGCUAAGGCUAAGAAAGACGCCGUCAAAAUGACAAUGGUAUUAACUGGAUGUGAUGACAACGAACCGCUACACCCGACUGAUGUCAAACCCAAUCUUGCCAAACUUCGAAUUGUGAAAGAAGCCGAGCUACGCAGAGGAGGUAUGUUGGGAUUUGGUGCCUUUGGCAAAGUAUAUAAAGGAGUUUGGGUUCCAGAAGGUGAAAAUGUGAAAGUUCCGGUAGCCAUUAAAGUUUUGAAGGAAGGAACUGGCGCGAACACCAGUAAAGAGUUUCUAGAAGAAGCAUAUAUAAUGGCAAGCGUGGAACAUCCUAAUCUCCUGAGAUUACUUGCCGUAUGCAUGACCAGCCAGAUGAUGUUGAUCACUCAGCUGAUGCCGCUGGGCUGUCUCCUAGACUACGUUCGAACGCACAAAGAGAAGAUUGGAUCGAAAGCUUUCUUAAAUUGGUGCACUCAAAUAGCUCGAGGCAUGUCAUAUUUAGAAGAAAAGAGGCUAGUUCAUAGAGAUCUAGCCGCUCGCAACGUCUUAGUACAAACUCCGAAUUGCGUCAAGAUUACUGAUUUCGGUUUAGCAAAACUAUUAGAUAUAAACGAAGUUGAGUACAAAGCUGCCGGCGGCAAAAUGCCAAUCAAGUGGUUGGCCUUAGAAUGUAUCCAGCAUAGAAUUUUUACGCACAAAAGUGAUGUAUGGGCAUUUGGUGUUACUAUAUGGGAAAUUUUGAGUUAUGGUGCUCGUCCCUAUGAGAAUAUUUAUGCGAAAAAUGUGCCCGGUUUAAUAGAGAAUGGACUGAAACUCCCUCAACCGAGCAUUUGCACGUUAGACAUUUACUGCAUAAUGGUGUCGUGCUGGAUGUUGGACGCUGAGAGCAGACCAACGUUCAAGCAGCUGGCAGACACCUUUGCUGAGAUGGCGAGAGAUCCCGGCCGUUAUCUUGUGAUUCCUGGAGAUAAGUUUAUGCGUCUUCCAUCCUAUUCUUCACAGGAUGAAAAAGAGCUAAUACGAAACCUUUCAUCAGCAAUGGAAGGUCCCGAGUCCCUCGUAGAAGCAGACGAGUACCUUCAACCAAAGUUCAAGUCAGGUGCUGGCACUGUUACUUCGAAUUCGGCUACCAGUGCUGGAGUGGAGACUCAAACUAGCUCAUUGAAGCCAUGUACCUCUUCGUCCUGGGCUCACAAUGCCGGUCCAGAAAGCGUUUCUCCUGAAGGUUCCAAAGCCGAAGCAUGGGAUCAUGAAAUGUUGAGGUACAACCAGUCAAAUCCAGAUGGCCCCGAGAUGAGACACUAUUACAACAAUGGAGUAUGUGCCUCCGACGGCUCAAGCUCUCGGUACCGCGACACGAAGCGGCCAGAGGGAUCCGACGGCGGCGACUUUGACAGUAUGUCCAAGAUAAAAGAGGCUCAGGUCGGCAACCUCAAGCUAAACUUGCCUUUAGAUGAGGACGAUUAUUUAAUGCCUUCGCCGCAGCAUAACCAAAAUGCCUCAACUUACAUGGAUCUAAUAGGCGAGGGUGGCGAAAGCCCGGAAAAGGACCUGCGGUAUACUGGCUUCGUGUCGCUCGGGCCCAAGCAUUGUGUGGACAAUCCCGAAUACUUAAUGAGCGAAGAGAACGUGCCCACACAAACACUGGGCAUCCCCACUGAACCCGUGCCCUUGGAGUCGCUGGCGAGUGACGCUAGUGGUGCGAGUGGCGAAGUGCCUCAGCCCGGAACCAGCAAGUACCUGCCACAGCGCUCGGUGGAAGAGGAAUCCAUGUCUGACCAUGAGUACUACAACGACCUGCAAAGAGAGCUGCAGCCGCUACGCAAGAACGAAACAACAGUUUGAGUUUUGUGAUUGGUGAACUAUAAAUAGUAGGACAGGUGCGGCUGGUGGUGCGUGUUACGGACUGCGAGCCGAGUGGGCUCGGGACUGAUCUCUCGCUAGUGACUGUUUACUUAAGGCGCUCGCGCGCUCCGUGCCAUUUGAGUGAUGGCUAGUGUUAGUUUGUUGGGAACACAUCAAGUUAAGAAUUUUAUUUAGUUAUUAAUGUGAAAGCAUUUUGUUAUUUUUUUACUGCAUCUGUGCAAGCAACUGUUAUAAAACAAAAAUUGUAAAAAUAUUUUUAUUGGGUGCUCACGCACUGAUAUGUAUAUUUAAGUUAUUUAUUAAUUUAAUAUAAGGAAGGCUAUGUUUAUUUUCUUUGAUACGUUAACUUAGGGAGUGUUAUUUAAUUAUAAAGCUGUGAUAAUUAGAUUUAUUACAUGGGGACCAGCGAAAUGAAAUAUAAAAAAGGCUGGAACACGGAACUAUGUGAAUACUAAAGCGUUAAGUUAGCUGCGCCAUUAUGCCUAGCCCGUGCGUCGCACUUCUUUAUUGGAAGUGGCCGAGCUGUCUACUUUCUAUUUUUAUCAAAUUUUGUAGCCAUCAUUUUAUUAUAUAAAGUGUCGAUAUUGUAAUACCUGUUCUUGCCUGCAGACCUAUGAUGAUGCAUUAUGCCAAUAUCUUCCUAAAUUUCACGGGACCUUUAUAUAAAAUAUAUAAGGGAUCUUAAAAUGAACAUAAGGUCUACAACAACCAGACCAAUCUUGCUUGCAACUUGCCGGUCGUUCGGAGCCAUUUUUUUGUUUAAGCCUGUACAUACGAUGAAAUCGAUAUAAAAAUAAUUUAUAAAGAAUCAUUUUUACUAUCCCUGGAAUGGACAGUACGAGUAAUAGAAACUAAAUACUGUUGUUACUAGUGAGUACUAUAAUUGUGUACAUUGGGUUUUCUUAAGUAAAAAACAGUGUUUCUUCCUUGAAAAUAUAAGACAGCUAUGCGGCUAUUUAUUAUUAGACAUAAAAUAUACAUGUAAAUAUAAAAAUAUAUAAAGCAAAGUUUAAAAGACGAUAUAAAUAUGUAUUGCGCUUGAAUUUCAGGCGUAGGAUGGAAGCACAAAUAUUCACCUUAAAUGCAAAUAUGAUAGUGUAAAGUAAAAUAUUAGUUUAAGUCUUGUUAUUUGACCAAACCCUCGUUUGCCAUUUAAUUUUGUAAAUAUAUUCGCUAUAGUAAUAGGAGAUAUAUAAUACCUAUAAUAGGUAAAGUGCGUUAGGUUUAUAAAAGUUAACUGCAUACAAAUACGGGAUGUAUUCGUGAUGCUCCAUAAGAAAAGGUACCUAACAGGGUGCGGUUGGUAUUUUGUAUGUCGUGCCAAUACGUAAGCGUGGCGUGAAGUUACAGCACU